This is a messenger RNA of Hyphopichia burtonii NRRL Y-1933, 3101 nucleotides long. RefSeq names its product hydrolase. The record is from RefSeq and is a predicted model, not a curated record. Gene Ontology annotation, molecular function: steryl-beta-glucosidase activity. Bases 136 to 2982 code for a protein of 948 amino acids. The transcript has a single exon. Gene Ontology annotation, biological process: ergosteryl 3-beta-D-glucoside catabolic process; carbohydrate metabolic process. NCBI's taxonomy places the organism in Eukaryota, Fungi, Ascomycota, Pichiomycetes, Serinales, Debaryomycetaceae.
GGGACAUUUCUCUUUUUUUUUUCUUUGGAAAUUUUUUUUUCUUUGGAAUUUCCUUUACUUUGUCUUUUUUAGUUGAUCAAGUCUAAUUGUUGGCUCUGGUUUGGUUUCUUGAGUUUCUUGUUGGAAGAGCACAUUAUGAGGGGAGCCAAGUACGUCAGAGAUGUUAUAAAUGACCGGCUAAGUGUAUAUAGCACGGUGUCUAGUGUCUCACUUUCUGGUAUUAAACCUUUGAAACGCAAAUAUGGUGAUCCUUUAGAGGAGAUAGAGGCUACUUCUGAUACCAAUAGCACACAAUCGAUUCUCGAUUGUGUUCCCUUGGAGACCGAUGGUAAGGGGAAUAUAAUUGACCCUCAACUGGGUAGGAAAAUCACCUUGAAGGGUAUUAAUAUGGAUGCUGGUCUGAAAUUACCACUGAGUCCUGACAUGCCUACGUAUAAGGCCGAUUCAACCAAUCCGGAUGAUGUAUUUUUUGACGGGGAUCAUGUUUCGUUUGUUGGCCGUCCUUAUCCUUUGGAAGAGGCUGAACUGCAUUUCCGUAGAAUCAAAUCUUGGGGUUAUAAUACCAUCAGAUAUAUAAUCACCUGGGAAGCCAUAGAACAUGAGGGUCCUGGGAAAUACGACGACGAUUAUAUCGAUUACACGGCUAAGAUCUUGGAUAUCAUUUAUAAGAUUGGGGGAUUGUAUGUUUUCAUCGACCCCCAUCAGGACGUCUGGUCUCGUUUCAGUGGGGGUAGUGGUGCUCCGUUAUGGACCUUAUACGCUGCUGGGCUACAACCAAAACGUUUUGCCCAUACUGAAGCUAGUAUUCUUCAUAACGAGCCAAGGUUUCAGGAUCCUGCUCAUCCAGAAUACGAGCCUUUCCCUAAAAUGAUUUGGCCCUCUAAUUAUAAAAGACUCGCGUCUCUAACCAUGUUCACUUUAUUUUGGGCUGGUGCCACUUACUUUCCGGAUCUAACCAUCAAUAAUGUUAACAUUCAGCAUUAUUUACAAGAUCACUAUAUUGAUUCUCAAGCUUAUUUUUGGUCAAAAAUUACUGAACGCUUACCUCACAUGAUUGAAAAUGGCAGCUUAUUGGGAUUUGAAUCAAUGAAUGAACCCAACUGUGGACUUGUGGGUCAUGAACAUCUAGGAUAUCUCCCCACCAAUCAGCAGCUUCGUAUUGGUACAACACCUACCGUCUAUCAGUGUAUGAAGUUGGGUAUGGGUUUUGCAGUCGAGAUUAGUGUUUAUAAAAUUACCAUGUCUGGUCCUCAAAAAGCUGGUACUAAAAUUGUUGAUCCUAAAGGUGCUCGGGCUUGGUUAUCCCCGGAAGAAGCACAAGAAAUUGAUUGCCAUUACGGAUGGAAAAGGGGUUCGAAUUGGAAAAUUGGUAAUUGUAUCUUCUCUCAAAGAAGAAUUUGGAAAUGGGAUAAAAACUUGGAUUUGUCAAUGUUACCCAAUUUGUCCGCUCAAGAAAGAUUGAAAUGGGGUAACGAAAAUUGUGAAUUAAAAUUACCAAACUAUUUCAACCAAGUUAGUUCAUCUCUAAAGUUUAAUUUAGACAUUUUACCAAAAAAAAUCAAUAUGGAAUUCUUCACCAAUAAUUUUUUCGUUGACUAUUAUAUAAAAUUUAAAAAAAUGGUUCGUGAAAUAACUCCCAAUAUUUUCGUCAUGAUUCAGCCUCCAGUAUUGGAAAUUCCUCCGGAUUUGAGAAAAGAUACUCGUCAUAUAAUUGAUUCAAAAACAAUCUAUUGCCCUCAUUAUUAUGAUGGUGUAUCAUUGUUAUUCAAGACUUGGAACACUAAGUAUAACGUUGACACUAUGGGUAUCAUGAGAGGCUGUUAUUUCAAUCCGGUAUUGGGAAUUGUCUUUGGUGAACGUGCCAUUCGUAACUGCUUGAAAAGACAAUUUCAACAAAUAAAACAGGAGUGUGAAGAUUAUCUUGGGUCAAUUCCAACUUUGAUGUCGGAAACUGGUAUGCCUUUUGAUAUGGAUGAUAAGCGUUCUUAUGAUGAUUGCAAGUAUAUCUCACAAACAGGUGCAAUUGAUGCUUUAAGUUACGCUUUAGAAGGCUCAAACAUGAGUCAUACUUACUGGUGUUACACUUCAAUCAAUUCUCAUAAAUUUGGUGAUCGUUGGAACAACGAAGAUUUUUCAUUCUGGAGCCCAGAAGAUCGAAAUUUAUUAUUAAAUGAUGACCCUUCCCCUGAAAUCUUUAAUCAAAAUUUCAAUAUGAGCUCUACUUCAACAUCCAUGAGCAGGCUGUCUAGUUUAAAAUCCAAAGCUGUUCUAUCAAUAAAAACUGGUGGAGAAACUUUGAAAGUUAAAACAAGAAAGUAUAGCAGUAAUGGUCGUGGACGUUUGAAAAGAAUUGGUACCAAGCAUCAGCGUAGAAGAAGUGCUGCUAUGAUCGAAAAUAAAUCAAUUAACGAGCCCAAUGGGUCAGAAACCCUGAAUGGUGAAGCUUCUAAUAAUUCAAGUUCUGAAAGGGAAUCGGACGAUAAUACCGAUUCCCAAUCUACGCUGUCUGUUGGAAUAAUUUCAACUACUUCUGAAAAUGUUCGAUUAGGUCAUAAUCGUAAAUGCUAUCCUUCUCCCGAUGGUGUCAGAGCAGCCAGUGCCGUUAUCAGGCCUUAUGCCGUGGCAACAAGAGGUUCAAUCCGAGUUUCUGAGUUUGAUAUAAAAUCAGUCAAAUUUGCAUUAACUGUUUCAUUUGCUAAUUCUAAUGACGAAGACAGUGAUCGUGACACUCCCACCAUAAUAUAUUUACCAAAAUGGCAUUAUCCAUACUUGAAUUAUGGUGAUAUUUACUUAACUUCAGGUACUGUGAAAUACAAUUCUCUGUUGGAAUAUUUAGAGUGGUACCAUAAUGAGGAUGGUAGUGAAACCGAUGAAACUUUAAGUUCAACGUCAGCAGCAAACACUGAGGAAACUAUCAUUAUCAAAAAUAAUAGCGGGUCUUUAGAUGAUUUGAAAGUCCCAGGAGGUUGCCCCAUUUCAUAAAAUAUUAAACGAAUGUACUCACAUAGCAUAAUAAUUUUCUUCCGUAGUAACGUCAUUGAGGAAGAGACAAGCAUCAAUCUAACUGUAUUUUAUUAACUUAUCAAGUGUUUAAGUGAUUA